GGGAGCAAAAAAACAUGAUCGGAACAACCCUAGUAAUUUUAAAAUCAAAUCACAAAUUCAAGUAUUAGCACAUGUAACAUCCUUAGAAAAAACUGCAAUAGUUGUAACAAAGCUUGCAUAUCUAUAGCAACAAAGGGGGUGUACUGUCCAUCAUUAUUAGGAUAUCGAUUUCACAAAGCUUUGCUUAAGCAUCAAAGUUAAAGGUUCGUCCUGUGUAGUAGCUGUAGAUUUUCACAAAGAAGUUGGAGAGCUUGACUCAAGAGUGCAGGUCCUGAUGAUCAAAUUGUCUGUGCAGCGGAAGAAUGAAACAGCGCACGUUGAUUUUCCUGCUAUUGAAGUUUGUCAUGACAGCUUCUCAGUUUUCAGACAGUCUCUUUGAAAUGCCGAACGAAAGGCCGUCAAUCAAAGAAGGCUCCUGCGUGGAACUGACCGUAACGGCUAAGCGUGACCUCCCCGUGCAGCUUUCCAAUUGGGCUUGGAUGAAAGACGCCAUUUGGAGCACCUCACGGAUGGAGUUUAUAGGUUCUGUCCUUCUCAGCUCCGACCAGGAACGGCGACCCGUCCACCCGUACUUUGUGGGCCGUGCGAAAAGCGUGGGCUCGCCGCCUUCUCUCUGGAGCGGCGGAACCUCAAUGACCAUCUUGAUGUGCGACGUCAUGCAAAGUGACAAUGGCUAUUACCAGUUCAUUUAUGAGCUCAAGGCUGGAGAAGACUCACAAUGGGGAGAGCUUUCAGUUUAUAUCACUGUCAAAGAAAAUAUCUGCCCAGUGUAUAUGGUGAAUCAACGCACCACAUGGGAAAAUAAUGUGAUUAUCCUGACGUGCGCCACUCCCCGUUCAUGCCUUACGCUCCCAGAAUUUGGGGGUGACAAUCUGCCCGUCCCUUUAGGACACGAACAUUAUGACGGGAAGAUAGCUACAAUCCAAUUCGUAGCCAGCUGGGACCAUGACGGCAUGGAAAUCUUUUGCCAGAUAAAAGGCAACACUGACAAGUAUUUGAGGAAAUACUUCACUUUACAUGUAAAAUAUGCCACCAAAAACACCCAGGUAAACUUCCCAGAAGGCAUCAGUUUCAUCCGCGAAGGAGACAACAUGACGCUCAUUUGCAACACCAAUGGAAAUCCCACCCCUACAUUGGAGUGGUUCGAAAAUGACCAAGUACUGCCAGUGGUGGCGCCCCAGUUGACCAUCCCGUCCGUCACAGUCGACCACAACGGAAAGUACAAAUGCGUUGCGACAAAUAUGUACAAAACGGAAGAGGCCACAUUUGACGUCGACAUCAAAUACCCGCCGACCGUUGAGGUGAAAAGCUCGCAGCCCGGAUUCACCGAGGGAGAAGCCAUGACGCUUACAUGCAACGUGACGAGAGGCAACCCCAGUCCCGACCUCUUCAAAUGGUUCAAAGAUGACAUCUAUCUGAGAUCCGGUGAAGUGUACCAGGUCUCAUCGGUGCAGGCCGAGCACAGGGGAUGGUACACGUGCGUGGCCUCCAGCUACGUCGGCUCCGGACAGCAUAGAUUUCUGAUUCAAGUGAACUAUCAUCCAAGGGAAACCAGGAUUUCCGUUGUGGGUUCCGAUAGCCCCAUGGUCGUAGCGGGGACAUCCGUUCGGCUGCAGUGCUUGACCGACGCCAAUCCCGAGCCCAAUAAUUACACCUGGUGGAGUAUCGUGGAUGGCAGCACCUCAGAAUUUUUGGGUGGCAGAUGGACAUUGCUGCCUGACAUACAGCCGGGCGACCAGACGUGCUACAUGUGCAGAGCCACCAACUGGGUCGGCAUUGGUGACAACAGUGAUCUGUUCUGCAUCCAAGUGCUAUACGGUCCAACAAACCUGUUGCUGUCCUUGCCCACCGAAGUCACGGAAGGCACCCUGGUGUCAGUGUUCUGUUCGGUGGAUAGCCUCCCGUUCUCCACCCUCACCUUGACCAGGACACCCAGGGACCAAUCAUCUGUGGUGUCUGUCGCCACAUCUGCUGGCGAGGAGGUGACGAGCAACACCCUUACCUACAGUUUCAAGGCUACCUCUGCCACCGGUGGAAUUUAUGCCUGUGAGGCCUCCAACAGCCAGGGAACACAGAGCACGCAAAAGAUUUUGGAAGUCAACUAUCCUCCCAAAAAUGUGAUGGUGAAAGCCUUCCCUUCUCUGGUGGUGUCCGAAAACGAAUAUCUAACGCUGGAGUGCGUCGCCGACUCAAACCCGCCCACCGACAUGGUGACGUGGUGGAAGGCAAUCAACUCCACGCAGAAGAUCUUGGCCGAGGGACGAACGUUAAAUGUGGCGGCUGCUGAUGUAGGUUUCUAUGGCUGCACCGCUGGUAACAACUUAGGCUUAGCGAGGUCACCUGAAGUUGAAGUCAAGAUCCAGACCCCUCCCAUUGGAAGUGGCAAAGAGUGGAUCCUAUUGUACAUUAUUCCUGCCUUGGUUGUGCUCUUAGUCAUGGCGAUUGUUUUCGCGGUCUUCAGGAAGAUGAAAUCAAAUCGCCCAAGACAUCAGGACUCGCAUUCGCAGACUUCGGUGAACGUCUUUGUCGACCUCCCAACCUGUAGGUCCGGUGUCCAAAAAACAGCUACCAAACAUGUUGACAAUAUAUCCACUACGCCCUCUGCUGGAUCAGUGGAGCAAAACAUGCUCACUUUUCGUUCUGCUGAUCAGAGGAAGACCAGAAUUCCACUUACCUGCAUCCACUUCAGGUACACUUCGAGCGCCAGCAAACAAGGGAGACAACAGUUGACAACGACGAAGAAAACGCCAUUUUGUGGUUCUCAAUCUGACUGUAUACUUGGAACAUCCGCACGACUCAAUGUGCCUUUAUCAAGUCUUAAUGUUAAUAAUAUAUACAAUAAAUGUUUGUUUUUUCGCCCACUUGUGUAAAUAACUAGUAGGUACUACCCAUAAGCGGAUUUUAAGGGGGUGCCAGCGGGGUCAGCCCCCCCCCCCCCCCGUGGGCGAAAAGUGUCAUUGCAUGUAAUUGACUUUCCUAUAUAUAUAAAAGUUGUAAAGCAAUAAAACUACAACAAAAAUAAAUGAAAUGAACAAAAAAUAUAUUUUUAUAAUGGGUCAAAAUUAUUUUUCGAACAGAUCAUGUGACUAGCAAGGUAGACGGUAAUUUGCUUUGCAUAUAAUUUUCACACACAAAAAAAUUAGGGGAGGGCAAUUUUAUUUUUCAAAUCAUUUUUUCUUUGAUUGAAAAUACUUUUUUAAAUCUUUGAAGAAACUUUUUUGGGGGGAUUCAAUGAUUUAGACACAAAGGUCCUACCCAUAAUCUGGCCUAAACAAAAAAGGAUUGCUUCAAAAAAAACUUUUUAGUGUUCAAAUGCAAAAUUUUCAAUCCCAAGUAUUUUUUCGCAUUCAAAAACUUUUUCCAUGAUUGAAAUUGUUCUUUUUUUGGAUUGAUAUUUCUUUUUGAAAAUGUUUUUUUGGAAGCAAUUUUUAAAAAAAUUUUUUGAUUGAAUAAUAAAGACAAAAAUGACCUAGCUUAAAUGUGGCCCAAACAAGAAUCAACAUUACUUCAAU
Molecule: messenger RNA, 3512 nt
Organism: Corythoichthys intestinalis (scribbled pipefish)
Lineage: Eukaryota; Metazoa; Chordata; Actinopteri; Syngnathiformes; Syngnathidae
Product: hemicentin-1-like
Exons: 14
Coding region: 303-2870 (855 amino acids)
Source: RefSeq, a predicted model, not a curated record